UUUAUUUUAUUUUGUGCAGUGUUCAACUUUGCGAACGGAUCACACGACGUGGCCGAGGUGACCAAGGAAAACUACAACUCAUGCAACACCAACUCCACCAUCUCGUUGUACACCAAUCCGCCGGUGAGAAUCACUCUUGACACUGCCGGUGAACACUUUUUCACGUGCACGUUCACCGGCCACUGUGAUGGCGGCCAAAAGCUCUCCAUUAACGUCACCGGCGGCAACAGCACCGCCACGCCACCCUCUUCCACUGCCACUCCACCCUCUUCUGCCGCCACGCCGCCGUCCACUACCGGAACCACUUCAGCGCCACCACCUCAAGACAGUCGCGCUAGCUCUCUCGCCGUUGCCGGCUUGUCUUCCACCUUCUCCAUUAUCACCUUAGCUUUGUGGUUUUAGAUAUAUAUCAUGAUAUAUAUUAGAGUGUAGAGUUUGUGUGAGUUUUUUUUCUUUUCUUUUUCCCUUUUUUUCACAUAUCUGAUUCGUUGCACUAUAUAUUCUGAUUCGUUGCACUAUAUAUUCUGAUUGAUCAGUUUCUAAUAUAAUAAAGUUCAUCAGUUUUUCAUA
Molecule: messenger RNA, 570 nt
Organism: Morus notabilis
Lineage: Eukaryota; Viridiplantae; Streptophyta; Magnoliopsida; Rosales; Moraceae
Product: blue copper protein-like
Exons: 1
Cellular component (GO): plasma membrane
Molecular function (GO): electron transfer activity
Source: RefSeq, a predicted model, not a curated record